UCUGGCAGGCUGUGCCACACUCUUGAGGGCGGGCUCCAAGGCACACUCGACGAAAUCUCUAUCUGCUCCCGGCAUUCUCUCUCUGCUUCCACAGGUCUGACCGUGUUUUGAGACCAUCACCAUGGCUGAUCACACUUCUCCAGAUUACUUCAGCUGCACCUUAUGUCAGAACCUUCUGAAGGAUCCAGUGGCUAUCCCCUGUGGCCACAGUUUCUGUAUGGACUGCAUCAGCGGCUACUGGAAUGAGGCUGACUACACAGGGAUUUACAUUUGUCCCCAAUGUAAGAUCACAUUUACCCAGAGGCCUGUACUGCGGCCCAAUGCCACUCUGAGUCUGGUGGCUGAGAAGAUCAAGAAAAGCGGUCUGAACCUCAACCUGAACACAUCCCAGGGGAACAUCUACGCCGGGCCAAGUGAUGUCCCCUGUGACUUCUGCUCUGGGAAGAAACUAAAGGCUGUUAAGUCCUGUCUGAACUGUCUGGCAUCUUACUGCGAGAAGCACCUGAAGCCCCACUAUGAAUCAGCCACAUUCAAAAGGCACAAGCUGGUGGAUGAGCUGGGAAACCUGGACAGGAAGAUCUGCCCGCAGCACCAGAAGUCGCUGGAGCUCUUCUGUCGAACAGACCAGAUGUGUAUCUGUGCUAUCUGCACAGUCAGUGAACACAAGGGCCAUGACAUUGUCUCAGCUGAGGCAGAGAGGGGUGAUAAACAGAAACUCUUGGGAAUCUCACAGGCUGAGAUUAGACAAAAAUGCCAGGAGAGGGUGAAGGAGCUGGACGAACUGAAGACUGCUGUGGAUUCACUGAAGAACUCCGCCCAGAGAGCCAUGGUGGAGAGCCAGAAGAUGUUUGAGGACAUGAUCCGCUCCAUUGAGAGGAUGAGGUCAGAGGUGACCAAGUUGAUUGGUAUCAACGAGAAGGCUGCUUUCAACCAGGCUGAGGCUUUGAUCGAGCGGCUGGAACAAGAAAUCGAUGAACUGAAGAAAAAGGAGUCUGGCCUGAAGCAGCUGUACAGCACUGACGACCACAUCCACUUCCUGCAGAACUUCAACUACCUGUGCACCCCCACUGAUGAUGGAUUCAUACCUCGAGUGACGGUGAACCCUGACUUCUCCUUCGGGUCUGUCAGGAAAGCUGUGGCUGAGAUCAAAGACCGCCUUGAGGAGUUUGGGAGAGAAGAGCUUCUGAAGAUCUCCAAAUCAGUUAAUGAGGUUCCAGUCUAUACUACAGAAAGUCGAACAUUGGACAGAAGGAGCAGAGUCAAAGAAAUGACAGUGGACAGCGCUCCUCCUCCAGAGCCAAAGAGCAGAGCAGAUUUUGUGAAAUACUUCUGCCAGCUGAAAUUGGACCAUAGCACAGCCUAUAAGGAGCUGUACAUCUCUGAAAACAACAGAAAAGUCAUCCGCACCAGGGACCUGCAGCCCUACAACGACAACACAGAGAGGUUUGACAGCUUUGCUCAGGUGCUGUGCCGAGAGGGCCUGUCCGGAGGCCGCUUCUACUGGGAGAUUGAGUGGAGCGGGGAGUUCUCCAUCGGCGUGGCCUACAAGAGCAUCAGCCGAAAGGGAAAAGGCUCACUGUGUCUGCUGGGCUACAACGACAAAUCCUGGAGUCUACUCUGUUCCGAGACAGGUUACUCUGCCUGGCACAACCGCGUGGACAAACCAAUCAACGGCCCCCACUCCCCCAGGUUAGGCGUGUACCUGGACCACAAUGCAGGUGUGCUGGCUUUUUAUAGCAUUAGCAGCAGCAUGACCCUCCUGCACAGGUUUGAGACCACAUUUGUUGAGCCGAUCUAUCCAGGCUUUGGAGUUGGAACCUCAGUCAAGAUCUGCAAUAUCAAGUGAACAUUGUUAUCUGAGCUCUCAUUUGAAAACCUGACAGUACUUUCUAUGUGUUUUUCUUAUAAUACACAGCACACUUUUGGAAGAUAUAUUUUUGCAAUGAUUUGAAACUGUACCAAACCACACUGAUGAAAUUAUGUUGUGUACUGUUGAAGAAGAAUGUUUCACCCAAAUGUGUAUAUACUGUUUUUUUUAACAUCAUAUAUUAAGUUUUGCAUUGUGCUGUGAAAUCAUAUUUUCAGGAUAGUUUUCUAUCCAAGAUAUUACUACAUAAAACUACACAAUUCAAAUAAUUACUACUUAAUCACACACGUACAAUAUUAAGAGAAGUGUUAUUCCUUUUAGUAUCUGAUAAUAACUGCUGGAUAAUGUAAUAAUAUGUCAGUAUGUAAUAAAUCAGCUAAACCGGUAAAUGUAGGAUGUUUUGAGAGUUACAUCAUCACAUUUUUACAUUGACCCACAUUAAUGACUUCAUAGCAUGUGAUAUACAGUACCAGUCAGGGUUUGGACACACCUGCAUUCCAAGGGUAGUCUAAACUUUGACUGAUACUGCACUUAAAGUGAUGAUGUAAUUGCAAGUCAUGAUGAAUGUAAUCUGAGAUAACCAGAGGUACAUUUUCUUAUGAUGAGUCACAACAUCGCUGGUAAAUAUUAUUGAAUUCAGAAGAAUAUUUCAUCAUGUUCUUUUAUUUUUUUAUGUUAUGACAUUAUCUUACAGUUGUUACGUCGCAUCAGUUGUUAAGUGUUUUUUCCCCCACUUGAACUAACCCUUAUUUAAUUUUGUGUAUGUUUAUAACAGUAUAUAAUGGACAACCAGAGUAUAAUUGUUAUCCAAAAAAGAUUUGUUUUGUAACAAAAUUAUUCAUUGAUAGUUCUAAAUAAAGGGCUACAAGAAUUGAUCAAUUAUUGUGUGUUUUGAGAUGAUUUUCUAUUUUUAUAUACAAACAUAAAUACUGGACAAUAUGGUGUUUUAUCAAUGUUGUGAAAUUAAGUAUUUAAAUGAUAAAUUAGAACUACUUACUUUGUGCAUUUACAAUGGC
Scomber scombrus (Atlantic mackerel) is the source of this 2883-nucleotide messenger RNA. RefSeq names its product finTRIM family, member 82 (gene ftr82). NCBI's taxonomy places the organism in Eukaryota, Metazoa, Chordata, Actinopteri, Scombriformes, Scombridae. Gene Ontology annotation, molecular function: zinc ion binding; protein binding. The transcript has 7 exons. The coding region runs from base 122 to 1846 and encodes 574 amino acids. The record is from RefSeq and is a predicted model, not a curated record.